AUGGCUCCCCCGCCCUCUCCCCGGGAGACCAGACGGUCAGGACGUCGCUCAGCACAGUCUGGCUCUACUGGCUCGUCCAAAUCUCCAGAUUCAGAAACUGUUCCUCGUUCGAAAGACGGGUCGCAGCGUCCAUCCCUUUCGACACAUAACAGCAGCAGCAGAACCAAGCGCCUCAAGCAGGAAGAGGCAGAUGACGCUGUCAAUGAGCGAAAGAACGGCCAUGCUGGGUCUACAAGCUCGUCAAGCUCGACCCAGGGUGCAUCCAAUGGUCGCUCGCGACGUAAACCAAAGGACAAGGAUAAGGACAUCCCCGUAGAGGAUUCUGCUGAUACCAUCACCGAGGAACCCCUACAAGAAGCAGGAGAGGAGGAAGAGGAGCAGGGCAUUACACGCUGUGUCUGUGGUAGCACUGGCGAAGAUGACCCCGAUGCUGGAGAGUUCAUGGUCCAAUGCGAGACAUGCAAAGUUUGGCAGCACGGUCUGUGUAUGGGUUACGAAUCGGAAGAUCAGCUCCAGAACGACGACUACUAUUGCGAGCUAUGCAGACCCGAUCUUCAUGCCGACCUCCUCAAGAAAAAACCUCGCAAGGUCCGACAAUCCUCCACAGCCUCCCACCAUACCGUGGUCGGGAAUCGUUUGUCCCGCUCAAGGUCUCCUUCCCAUACCCUGAAGCAGCAAUCCAAACGGCGGAAUACCAUGAAUAGCCGAGAUGCUGCAUUCGACGAGAAUCUGAAGGAGAUAUUAGAAACAACCGCCGCAGAGGCUGAUGCCGUAUACGACACCAAAAGUAUCCACUCCAACACAAAUGAGGACGAGGAGGUGGAUGUGGGUACUACAAACCGUAGAAAGCGCAAACGCAAAGAGGACGACGCCCCUCCCAACAAGCGAACGCGAUCAACGUCGAUAGUAUCAGAUCGGCGAGCGGCGUCAGUUAUUGCGCGGGACGAAACACCUAUUCAGAGUGCACCCGUCAAAACACCUGCAUUGUCGGCACCCCAACCGAAAGCUCGUGGCAAACGCGGGGGUCGCAAAGCGGCAGCGCAUACCGAGCUUGUGGUCAAUGAAAACGGAGAAGGUAUGAUCUCUUCUCGGUUACCCAAAACUAUCAGAUAUUCAUCAGUUACCACAGUUGUCGCACCUCCAGCGAAACGGCAGGGUGGUGGUGGCCGGGGGAAAGGCGCGCAUGCCAGGAAGAUUCAAAAUGCAUCCACAGCCCCUGCGAGUGCUGCACACGACGGUCGUCGCAACCAGGCCAAUGGACCCAAUGGUGCUGGUGGGCCGUCUGCCGCCGGGGAGGGCUCACGUGCAUACCGCAACUCGCAUGCUUAUGUCGUAUCCCAACAGCCCUUGCUGACUUCAUGGGGUUUACCAGAUUAUCUGGCACAUCUAGAGGAGAUCUUCCCUACGCCGACGCCUACACCUUUGGAUGUACCGUCUAGCGGCGACAACGGGAUUGAAAUCAAUCAGGAGAGAGGUGUGAAGACGAAGUGGCCUGGAAAGAGGAUGAGUGUAGGUGACAUGAAUAAAAGAGUACGGACUCUGGUAGAGUGGGUGGGCAGAGAGCAGGCUAGUGCGCAGGACCGGAUGCGCCGUCGCGACGCUCUGGAGAAGGCUCUCAAGGAAGUGCAAGCCGUGGAAGAGAAUGUUCAGAUACGCGAUGAGCCGGUCAAGGAUGAUGCUUCAAUGUUCUUGGAUGGGCAGCCACGAACAGAAUCGCCUUUACAGCAACGGCCUAACUCGGCAACGCCACAAGUUCCCAUCUUGGGGUCGAAAGCAUCUUCCAUAUUUUUCAGUUCUUCAUCGUCCGAUACGAUGAAACAGAUGGAAGGACUAAUGGAGGAGUUGAUUAGAUUCCAAGAGCGGUUUGGACGAGGCAGGCACUAG
Molecule: messenger RNA, 1884 nt
Organism: Desarmillaria tabescens
Lineage: Eukaryota; Fungi; Basidiomycota; Agaricomycetes; Agaricales; Physalacriaceae
Exons: 4
Coding region: 1-1884 (627 amino acids)
Biological process (GO): negative regulation of silent mating-type cassette heterochromatin formation; negative regulation of rDNA heterochromatin formation
Cellular component (GO): Rpd3L complex; Rpd3L-Expanded complex
Source: RefSeq, a predicted model, not a curated record